Molecule: messenger RNA, 309 nt
Organism: Guyanagaster necrorhizus
Lineage: Eukaryota; Fungi; Basidiomycota; Agaricomycetes; Agaricales; Physalacriaceae
Exons: 2
Coding region: 1-309 (102 amino acids)
Source: RefSeq, a predicted model, not a curated record
AUGAAGAUCGACCUUUGGAUGAACUGGAGCAUCGCUCGGAGACAAAGCAAUGCACAAUUGGCGACAUUCAAGUCAGAUCUGGUGGAAUGUGUAAGGGUGCAAGAGCAGGAGGUCAGAGCACAGUUGGGGUAUAUGCUGACGGACUGGCUACUUCUAUCAGGGAGUUGGAUCAUGGGUCCAACCUUCAUCGGACGAUCUGGGGAUCGAAUUCAGGAAUCAGGGUCUGGGCAAUCCAUUGCAUGGUCAGCAGUACUGGUGACCAUUCGCCCUGUGGGCAAACGCAAUGGGAGGACCACACUGGAAGACUGA